Messenger RNA from Osmia lignaria (orchard mason bee), 630 nucleotides. It is a transcript of the gene CSP6, whose product is annotated as chemosensory protein 6. NCBI's taxonomy places the organism in Eukaryota, Metazoa, Arthropoda, Insecta, Hymenoptera, Megachilidae. The record is from RefSeq and is a predicted model, not a curated record.
AAGUUAAGAAUUGGUAAAGACAUAUUCGCCACAACAUGAAAGUUUACUUUCUGCUAUUCAGCUUAAUUGUAACAAGUUGUGUAGCAGUUGAAAAAUAUCCAAGUAAAUACGACGACGUCGACGUUGAUAGGAUACUUCAAAAUGGACGUGUUCUUACCAAUUACAUUAAAUGUAUGUUGGGUGAAGGGCCUUGUACCAACGAGGGUAGAGAACUGAAAAGAACAUUACCAGAUGCGUUGUCUACGGGUUGCAGUAAAUGUAAUGAAAAACAGAAAAUUACUGCAGAAAAGGUAAUAAAUCAUCUCAGAAUUAAAAGGCCUACAGAUUGGGAACGACUUACUGCAAGAUACGAUCCUAAUGGGGAAUACAUGAAGCGUUACGAAAAUACCCAAGCUGCCAAAAAGACAUAAAUUUGUUAUUUAUAAAUUUAAUAUUAAGAAAUACGAUUUAAUUUGUAUAAUUAAAAUAAUUAAAACAUACAUGUAGUUUGUAAUGUUCAAAAGGACACAUAAAAUUCUUUAGGGAUUUUAUAUUAGGUGCCAAAUUGAACCAAAUUUUUUUAUUAUUUCGUACAUUAAUGUAUUAGAUAUAAGAAACCUAUAAUAAAAAAUACGAAAGUGGUAAAUGUAA